AUUACCUUCAAAUUAUAAGCUUCCUUUGCAGCAAGUGUUAAUUGUCUUCCUUUUUUCAGAUGAUGUUUGUGCACAAUGAGUUUUUCUCAAAGCAUAAUCAGCUAAUGGCUUUUAAAGGACAGCAGAAUUUGAGUGUGUUUAAUGACACAUUUAUUAUGCAUUUAUAUUUGAAAUGCAGGCAUUGAGUUAUGGAGUAUUUUAGAGGCCAAUUACUGAAAAAUGCUCUCAAUAAUUAAUAGAGACAUACAAACGUGUAAUAAUGAAUGUAAAGAUAGUUUGAUGGCAGUCAAGUGCAUGUGAAUUUUUAACAACACUAAUACAUACUUCUAGUUUUUGGAAAUUUACCUCUUCAGUCUUGAACUGUACAUGAAAAAACAUAAAAGUUAAUUCAUUACUGGAUGCCCAUUUUAUGUUACUUGCAUUGUUUUCUGUAGGAGAACUGAGUGAUUCAUUUUCACUUGUAAAUGAAAUUUUUGCUGAAUUUUGAAGAAGGACUCCUCAAAAAUGGAAGUUGAUGAACAUUCAUCAAGCUCGUCAGGAGAAAUAUCUGACAUUCAGGAUGAAUCAGAAGAAAUUUCCAGCCCUCCCAGCAUUGCUCCUUCAUUCAAGGGAAGUAAGAAGAAGAACACCAUUGAGAUGAGCCGCACUAAGUCUCAACUAACUCCAAGGAUGGCUUUGUAUAUUCCUCCACAUCUGCAAAAACAGACACAGCCUUCAUUGAACACUCCCAAGAAAGCGGUUGUCAAGUCUGCUACUGUGCAAACUCCACAGCAAAUCAAACAACAACAAAAGCUUCGUGCAAAGCUUGAAGAAUUUACCAAAUCGUAUGCCAGAAAACAGUUCCAGCAGCUCAGAAAUAAAACGACUCGUCAAACAAUACAUAAAGCUUCAAGUAAAAAAUGCAAUAAAACUAACUUACCUGCUGAAGCUUGGACUAAUGAAAUGCAAUCGCUUUUGGAAACUAAAACUAAAUGUAUUUUGAAGUUUCAAGAGACUGGCUGUACUUCUUCUCUGCGUGAGAGCAGGAAAGCUAAGAAUAGUCUUCGUAAAUUGCUCAGAAAAUUAAGAUCAAAAGCUGUGGUGUCCCAAAACAUUUAUCAUAACUUGAAUAUUUUUCACUCCAAAUUUAGUUCAAGCAAAUCUCCUGAUAGGAUCCGUUGUGUGGACGAUUAUCCGUGUUUAGAUGAAGACGUAGAUAUUGAACGGGACCGCUUCAUACCUUCUAAAAUACAACUAAUUUAUGCCCAAAAUGAAUGGGCAGAAGAUAUAAUCAGUUAUACAGCCAAAAUAACUUCCAAGAAAACGUCUUUGACGGACGUAGUGAAAGUGGAAAUUAUUGAUUCAGACGAGGAAGUGCAGAGUUCAGCAGCUGGCGAGCGUUCGGUCGGUGGCGGCGCGCGUCGAGCAGUGGGCAGCGCGCCAGACUCGAGCCCUAUGGACUCCUCUAACAACGAGUAUCUGAAUCAACAGUUCCUGAGACGCCAGCACGAUUAUGAGCGCGAACAGAAGUAUAAACAGAUCAGCACGGAGGCGAGGACGAGACGGCCUUCCCGUGAAACUUUCGAAGAUUCUCUUAGAGAAUAUUGUCAGUCUGGGAAUUUAAAAUUGAAUCUUGACUCUUCAAGAAGAUCAAGUUUGGUCCAUGCUCGAAGUCCAGAGCCUCUACGCCCUCCUUUUUUCCCAAUGAAUCCAGCUUUCAGUAACCAUGGUUUCCCUGGACCACCUGAAGACGUUCCUCGUGAACCAUUCGUAAAGGAACGAAGAUUAAAGAUAUACUCUCCUCCUAAGGAAAUUUUCCCGUCAUUAAUCCAUGAUGAUGCAUUUAUAUCGAGGCGGCAUUUCAUUCAUGAGACAGGAAAUAAUAAACUAAAUGACGGCCGAGGAGUAAACUUUAAUGAAAAAUCAAGAAAAGAUCUUGGAGAUAGGGCCGUUUUUGCCAGAAAUUAUAGCCACAACGGCAUUGAAGAGUAUCCUGUCGUUGGACUCAACUCGCAUGAUUGUAGGAAAGAAGCUUCGCAUGAAAGAUCUAACAGUCAUUCUUAUCGAUUGGAAUCUCCAGAACGCAGAGAAGCAUCCACUCGUGCAAAUCACCUCAGCAGAGAAAAGGCCGUCCGAGAGGUUAGAAGGAAGGAAGCUCAACGAGAGAGGUCGUCCAGUUCUACUGCAGAGCGGGGCUACAGGUCGAAUGGAUUCCAACCGAAUUAUCGUGAUUCUCGCGAAUCUGAUGCUGAUGAACAUUCCUUUAGAAAUUAUGUUAGUUAUCCGCAGAGGAAAGAUGACAGAGAGCACUCACGGCACUCGCACGACACAGAAGACUUGCAUUUUUCUUCUUAUCCCAAUGGGCUCACUGAUGGUCGAGGGAGCCUUCGCCACCUCAAACAUGAGUCUGCGGGACACGGUAAACAAGAUCGGCGUGAGAAUUAUUCGCCUUCAGUAAUGCAUUCGAGGAAGGCAGUGCAAGAUGCCGAUCGAUCUGGUAAGAGAGAGUGGCACGACAACGAUCGAUCCGAUAGGAGAGAGUGGCACGACAACGAUCGAUCCGAUAGGAGAGAGUGGCAUGACAACGAUCGGCGGUUCCAACGAGACUCGAGGAUGGACUACCACAUACAUGCAGAGACUCAAGAUCGUUUCUCCAAUCGAAAUCGUAGAACGAGUGCAGAUCGAGAACAUCCUUUCAAUUUACUCAAGCACGACAUCGAUAGAGUAAAGAGUAGAAAUUCAGAGUCUCCUGGAAGAGAAGCUUAUGAUAGAUGUUUUAGCAAACGGAAGUGUAAUGAAAGAGAAGAUGCAAUGAGAUCAGCUAAAAGAAAAAAGCGCCAAGAGUAGAGGCAUGUAGAGUAGAGUAGAACAAGAGGCAUAAUGUAAUUUUAAAUGAAAAAUGUGCAUAGUUAGUUAUCAACAGCACUGGUUCAGUGUCGUCGAAAAAAUCGAGGCAGAAUGACAUAGCAAUUCUUUGCUUUUAAAUUCUAGGAACAUUUUUUUUCGAUCAUGAGUGUUAGGUAUCCAUGAUCAUGUAAUUCAUUUGAACAACGAAAUCACAAUCAAUGCCAAUCAAGGACAAAUUCUCAUUUCAUUAAAAGUACCAUUACAUUAAUUAUUGCAACAUCUUUAAGUUAAAAUAACGACUGAAAUUGCGAUAACUGUAGUCGAUCACUUGUUAAUUUGUCUCCGAUGUCUAUAUGGAACACAAAAUUAUUUUCACUUACUUGGAGCAUGAUUAAUUCCCGUCCUUGCGAACUCCUCAACGACAUAUGAGCGAUGUAACUCGCGGAAUUCGAUUUGACAUUCGGGACACUCUAGGGCUUAAGAUGAUGGAUCGGGCCAACUAACGUAUUGUAUUACCUCUAGCGUCGUUAAUAUUAAAUUUGUUUAGCUUAGCCUCUUGUGCAAGUCAACUCUGUGCAAUGUAAUCCUGUUUUUAUCGCGAGAUACGAAGUCUCGUUUCUUCAACUCCUAUAGUAAAAAAAAUCUUUUAUCACUAUUUUUUGAGCUAAGGAAAAAAAACAUGGAAUGCUAGUUGGUAAACUUGAUUUAUGACGUGUCAAUAUUAACAAUUUACGAAGCGUGAAUUUGUAAAAUCUUCAGUUUGGACAUGCUGUUUAUCGUCAUUACUUUAAGAUUAUUAAUGACGUAUCCACUUGGCCAAGCAACAUUAAUUCACACUUCCUGUUAGAAUAGUUUCUAUUAAAAAAAUUAAUAUAAUUGAAUAUAUUCGAACUACGCCUCUAUUAAAUCGAUGAAUGUCCUCUCGCUGAACGACAUUGCAUAUGAACAUAAUAUCAUGUCUCGUCUGUUAAUGAAUUUUAUUCAGAUAAUUCGUAAAACUUUACUGGUACAUGUACAACAUUAAUAUGUCUCCAGUCGCAAAAAUAUUAUCAUUUGUAUAAAUUCAUGUUGUUUGAUAUUUCUGAUAAUCCAUCAGACGCGAAGAUAUUUACAGCCCUAGUAUGCUAGUACCCGGAGCGUAACUGGUGCUUCAUAAUGAAAAAAUUAUGUAAACUUAUAACAAUGUGUGCAUGUUCAAGAUAAAUAGUGACGCA
Messenger RNA from Hyalella azteca, 4040 nucleotides. RefSeq lists its product as uncharacterized. NCBI's taxonomy places the organism in Eukaryota, Metazoa, Arthropoda, Malacostraca, Amphipoda, Hyalellidae. Bases 505 to 2826 code for a protein of 773 amino acids. The transcript has 2 exons. The record is from RefSeq and is a predicted model, not a curated record.